Messenger RNA from Colletotrichum lupini, 1389 nucleotides. RefSeq lists its product as uncharacterized. The transcript has 4 exons. The record is from RefSeq and is a predicted model, not a curated record. The coding region runs from base 1 to 1389 and encodes 462 amino acids. Lineage: Eukaryota; Fungi; Ascomycota; Sordariomycetes; Glomerellales; Glomerellaceae.
AUGUCUUUUUCAAACACACGUCGCCUCGCGAGCGCCCUCUUCGCCCUAUGUCUGAGCUCUGUUGCCGUUGAGUCCAGAGGUGUCCCCCAGUCCCUCGCGCAGAGACAGACUGCCACUGGCUUCCAGCUCGCCGCUCAAGGCACCCUCUCUGGCUUUGGUCUCACUUCCGCCUGCGAGACGGUACUCUACCAGACGAUCAACUGCGAUGUCUACGUCCGCAACCUCGGCGAGAAGGUAUACCACGGGACGCCCGGAGAUAAGGCCUUCACGGACACGGUCUGCUCUGCCACUUGUUCGACUGCCUUGUCCACAGCUCGUCGGCGCAUCGCGGGCUCUUGCGCCUCCACGCCUGAGCUGUUCCAGGGAUAUCCGGUGCUGUCUCUCAUCGACUCCGUCACCUCUGGAUGGAACGAGACUUGCUUAAAGGAUACCGACGGUGCAUACUGCAAUGCUAAGAUCGAGGCCUUUGAUGACGUCGAGGACCUCGCUGAUAUGCCCAAGGAUCAGCUUUGCUCCUUCUGUUACGGAGAGAAGCUCCGGCUCAUGCAGCGGUCUCCCUAUUCCGCUUACGAUAGCUUGCACGCCGAGAGGCUGCUUUACAUCAACGAAACAUCUUACCAAGACCCUGUUACAGACUGUGGAGGGGCUACUACACCUACAGAGCCCCAACCACCCGUCAUAAGCCCCAAUGGUACUGUGCCAGAUAGCUGCGUUACGGGAGUCAAAUACACUGUUCAAAACGGCGACACUUGCAACAGCAUUGCAAAGGCAAAAUCCAUCUCUGCGGCAAGUCUGUACUACAUCAACCCAAGUCUCCUAGACUGCGACGCUCCUCAGGCCGGCUUGGAGCUCUGUCUCCCCCUGACUUGCGAAACCACGUACGAGGCCAAGGAGAAAGACGACUGCGUCGCCAUCGGGGUGGACCAGGCGACCACAUGGCAGAACAUCAUCAAGUGGAACGGCGGCCUGAACGACCGGUGCUCCAACAUCUGGUCCUCCAAGACCUCGCCUCCGUACUGGGGCAACAUAAUCUGUGUCAGCGCGCCCGGCGGACUUCCCGACGGUGGCCCUGGUUCCGGUAACGGAACCGACACGGGCAACGGAGGCAUCGGGGGUCCCGGUGGUUCCGGCGAUGGCUACGCUGACACCAGGGUUGACCCGCCUACCACUGGCACAGUCGCUCAGGGUACCACAGAUCUAUGUGGUCAAUACGUCCAGGCCCAGGAGGGUGCGACUUGCUCGACAAUCAUUGCCGGCAAUGCUGUGACUAUCAACCUGUUCCUGAAGGCUAACCCCUCCUUGCGCAAUGCCGAAAGCUGCUCGCAGUACUUGCGCGUUGGGCUUUGGUACUGUCUUCACCCAGUCAGAGACUUUGACCAGACUGCCUGA